UUCGUUAAGGAACGUGGGAUUGUGUGUGAACCUUGACAAGACGCCCAGGCGAGAACCGUUUCUUCGUCCUCUCCUCCACUCCUCGCAUCGGAUUCCCUCUUGCAAUGAUGGUUCCAAUUGGUGGAUUAACAUGCUGCCUGAGUGCAGCUGCACUUUACCUUCUUGGAAGGAGCAGCGGAAGGGAUGCCGAAAUUCUGAAAUCAGUUACUCGAGUUAGCCAAUUAAAGGAAUUGGCUCAACUACUGGAUACUGCGUGCAAAGUUUUGCCUUUGGUAGUCACUGUGUCUGGGAGGGUUGGCUCAGAUACACCAAUCAAUUGCGAGUACAGUGGUUUACGGGGCGUAAUUGUGGAGCAAACGGCAGAGCAGCACUUUCUGAAACACAAUGAUGCAGGAUCAUGGAUACAAGAUUCAGCUUUGAUGCUCUCCAUGUGCAAAGAAGUUCCUUGGUACCUGGAUGAUGGCACUGCCCGUGUACAUGUUGUUGGAGCCCGUGGUGCCACGGGUUUGGUAUUGACAGUUGGAAGUGAAGUGUUUGAGGAGUCAGGACGGUCCCUUGUGCGUGGAACUUUGGAUUAUCUCCAAGGUCUGAAGAUGCUUGGAGUCAAAAGAAUUGAACGUGUUCUUCCAACUGGUACACCCUUGACAGUUGUUGGUGAGGCUGUUAAGGAUGAUAUUGGAACAGUACGAAUUCAGCGACCCCACAAAGGCCCCUUUUAUGUCUCUGACAAAACCAUUGAUCAGCUCAUUGCAAAUCUUGGGAAAUGGGCAAGGUUGUAUAAGUAUGCCUCAAUGGGGUUUACUGUGUUUGGGGUUUAUCUUCUUGCAAAACAUGCUUUCCAAUAUAUAAUGGAGAGAAAGCGUCAUUGGGAAAUGCGAAAGAGGGUUCUUGCUGCUGCCGCAAAAAGAGCCGGGCAGGAGGAAGAAGGUUUAAAUGGUAUAUCUGAGUGUGGAUCAUCAGAUCAUACCAAGAAAGACAGACUGAUGCCAGAUUUAUGUGUGAUAUGUCUAGAGCAGGAUUACAAUUCAGUGUUUGUCCCGUGUGGUCAUAUGUGCUGUUGUAUGGCAUGCUCUUCGCAUUUGACAAACUGUCCACUCUGUCGAAGACAUAUUGAUCAGGUAGUUAAAACUUUCCGGCAUUAAAUGUUGUUUGAGGUUCCAGCAUUGAAUGGAAGUUGAAGUUGCUCACCAAAUUGGAAGACAGUUAGAUGACCGUAAAGAUGUUCGGUUCAGCUCUAAAUUUAAAGUUGUGAGCUGUUUUCAUCAUUUCCAUGGAACUUUCUUCUUAUAUACACGGAUUGUAAGAAAUUUCAUUACCCAUGGAUUUCUGCUCGAGAAAUUUCCCGAUUUGUCCAAUUACUUUUUUGUUUUCUUUUUUUUUUUUUUUUGAGUACUCCUGAUAUUUUCUUGUGACAUUUGUAAAUAAUAUCUCAUAUGCUGUGAAUUACAACAAAUCUAUAUCGAUAUGUAAUGUGCUUUCGCUCUUCA
Olea europaea var. sylvestris is the source of this 1487-nucleotide messenger RNA. RefSeq names its product E3 ubiquitin-protein ligase SP1. Gene Ontology annotation, biological process: protein ubiquitination; organelle organization. NCBI's taxonomy places the organism in Eukaryota, Viridiplantae, Streptophyta, Magnoliopsida, Lamiales, Oleaceae. The record is from RefSeq and is a predicted model, not a curated record. The transcript has 12 exons. Gene Ontology annotation, molecular function: ubiquitin-protein transferase activity. Bases 105 to 1142 code for a protein of 345 amino acids.